AAUUACUCCUCUCCAUAAAUCCUUUGCACUCUAUCUACUAGUAGUACCAAAUAUAAAAAAGAGGCAGUCCAGUCCAGGGCAGGGCCGUCGUACAUGCAAACAGCUUUUCCUUUUUAGGCCGUGCUUGCGUCCUUGAGAGUUCAGACUCUGGAGGGUCCAGAGCUUCCGUUAUCCCCCAGGAAGGAAGAGCGAGGAGCAGCAAUUCAUCCUUCUUGCCACUAAACCGGCGAUUCGGUGGCCGAUCAAGGUGUUCGUGGAGGAGGAUCAUACAAGUCGAUCGGGCGCUCGGAGGACACUGCUGGGAGGAUGUUGACCAGAAGACUGCAGGGGUGCAGCAGCGUUCUUCUGCUCGUGUUUCUCAUUCUCGCCAACGCGUCAGGCACCUUCUCUGAAGAACAAGAAGCUGCUGAGGAGAGCAGGAGGCGGUCGCUGGCGACGGGGCAGUUCUGCGUGGCGAAGCAGGGCGCGGACCCAACCGCGCUGCAGACUGGGCUCAACUACGCGUGCGGCCCCGGCCACGCCGACUGCGGCCCCAUCCAGCCCGGCGGCAAGUGCUACAAGGCCAACGACCUGCCGGGGCUCGCCUCCUACGCCUACAACGACUACUUCCAGCGCAACGCCGCCUCCGGCGCCAGCUGCAACUUCAGCGGCACCGCCGUCACCACCUCCGACGACCCCAGCUCGGGGCAGUGCGUCUUCACCGGAAGCUCCAUGGCGGGAGGCUCCAACGGCACGACGCCGGCGGCGAGCGCCCCUACCAGCCUCUUCCCGCCGUCGACCUUCACGCCGGGCUUCGGAGGGGGGCCCACCAGCUCCUUGACCCCUCUGGGGGACGACGCGGACAGCGUCAUGGCCGGCGCUCGCCGGGCGCUCUGCGUGCUGCUGCUCCUGCUGCCGCUCUUCCUCUUCUGAUCGACGCCUCCGCUCGACUGUAAAUUCUACUCCAUGGCAUGGCAUUCGUUGCAUUUUACUAGGGAAUAUUACUAUCAGGUCACAUGUUUUUUGUUCUUCAGAAGUAAACCAUAUGUGGGUGUACAUGUCAGGUCGGAUCUUCUAUAAACCAAACUAUACUAUAUGUAAAGGAUGUUUUUCCCUUCCUGAAAUCUAAAAAGUGCGUGCGCGCGCGUUGGAGAGGACGAGCGGCCGCUCGGUCACUCGCAUGCAUGCAUA
This is a messenger RNA of Triticum dicoccoides, 1170 nucleotides long. RefSeq names its product PLASMODESMATA CALLOSE-BINDING PROTEIN 3-like. Lineage: Eukaryota; Viridiplantae; Streptophyta; Magnoliopsida; Poales; Poaceae. The transcript has 5 exons. The record is from RefSeq and is a predicted model, not a curated record. Bases 307 to 912 code for a protein of 201 amino acids.